AUGGCUGACAUGUUAGCCAAACCCCAGUCGGCUACACCAAUCGGUGCGAAAAGAAAGCGACCCGUCUCCCCUGUGACAACACCAUCUCGACCGUUAAGAAUGGACAGGCUAGCAUUCCUGCGCGAGUUCUCAGAGAGAGUUGAGGAGAUUUUGAGAUUGCCGGAUCCCCAAGAUAUUCUGAAUGUGGUGAGAGCCCUAGCAGAGGGUAACCAAGCAAGAUUGCGGGAUGGCACGACCGUUGAACAGCUUCCUGGGUUCAACGUCAAACAACUGCCUGGCCUCGGCUCCUAUCCCCCCAGCCUGGAUUCCCAUCCGUCUUACACACAAACAAUGACUGCGCUGCUCAAGUGGGGCGUUCGCACAUUUCACGGCCGCCCAUCUACGCCGAGUCUUUGGGCAUCGAUGGCCAUUCUUGAUGGCCCAAAAGGGUAUAACCAGCAAUUAACCAGCGAUGGGCUCUAUAUUGAAGGCAGUAUCCACGUUGAAUAUGCUGAGCCUCGAGAGGCCGAGUUACUUUUCCCAGUUUUGCCGAAGCCAACGAUUCUCGUGCCAUCUCAACUGCAACCAGUCCAGCCUUUUGAUGAAGAUCUCCCAUAUAUUUCGGACUUCCUUCGUGGCAGCAAGACCGCAAGGGCCGUAGUGGCUACUCGUUGCAAGUUUGGUUGGCCCCAGCUAUCGAUAGAUUGCAUCUGUCUUUAUGUUGAUGAUGACGAUACAACAGGCCUUGAUGCUUUCCUUGCCUCCGAAAAAGUGCCUGUUGUUGUUAUGAAGGCACAAUUUUCCCACGCAAUGGAUGAUGUCUCCAAGGCGCAGCAAUUCCUGGAACCAUCAGGGUUAAACGAGUUGGAACUCAGCAAAAGACGUCACCUGCUUCGAAAAAAUCCCCUACCAUGUGCCGUGCAAGAGAAUGGUCAUAUUUCUCAUGGCCAGUCCGUUUCUCUUAUGGGCCAGGAAUCAAAAGGCUCAGUGGGCGUGUUUUUAUCACCUUCCGGCAUUGAACAGAAGAUAUAUGCCCUGACUGCGUACCAUGUUCUACCAUUCAAGACAGUCAACGAAUCGCUUGUGAAAACACCGGCACCACUCGACCUCCUCAGUCAACUCCUCGCCGCUACCGAGAAUGCAGAUCAUGACCGUGUUGGUGGAUUGCUACGAAGAUGGGAUGAGUCAUGUGGGCAUGUGGUGCACGGCCAUAUUGGUACCACAAUGAAGGGGUGGAAGAGCGACUUUGUGUUAUUCUACGUUAACGAUAAGUGGGCUGGGGCAAAUGGCCAGUGGUAUAAGCCUCGAGAACUGACCGACCUCGUCAUGGUAACUGAAAAAUAUCAGUCCGAAUUCCUCGGAGCGCAUGGCCUCGUUGGCAACCUCGAUCCACAAGCCGGACAGAUCUGUUACAAGGAUGGCGCAGCAACAGGUCGUACAACAGGAACGAUUGGUCAGACCGAAGCCCUGGUGUUUCUAAAAGGAACGGCAGACAUUGCGCCCCCAGGAACAGCGCCGACUGAUGUUAACAAAUACAAACUCCUUACGCUCCAUCAGACUUAUCGUGAGCAUGCAGUAUGUGCGAAAGGAGACUCAGGGUGCGGUCUUUUCGUACCUGUUCCAGAUGAAGAUGGCUGGAAGUGGGUCGGCCAAUUGGUCGGCAUGCUACAUGUGGAAAAUGGGCUACCAGUGGGUCUCAUAAUACCCCAGACCCAAGUGCUCGAAUCCCUGAAGGAGAAUACCGGGAUUGUUUGGGAAUUAUCCCGUUGA
Penicillium robsamsonii is the source of this 1749-nucleotide messenger RNA. RefSeq lists its product as uncharacterized. The record is from RefSeq and is a predicted model, not a curated record. The transcript is spliced from 2 exons. NCBI's taxonomy places the organism in Eukaryota, Fungi, Ascomycota, Eurotiomycetes, Eurotiales, Aspergillaceae. The coding region runs from base 1 to 1749 and encodes 582 amino acids.